GGAUUGCAGAGAUGUCUUUUGGCUUGCUCUUUCGGUAGAAAAAAAAAAACCUAAAACUUCUACAGAACAGAGAACACUGCACUUUCGAUUCUCCUCUUUGGGAUUGCAGAGAUUUUCUCAUAGUUUAUCCUAUCUUCCUUGUUCGAUUCUCCGAUUCUCCUUCAAAGUUCGAACUCAAACCCUAGAUUUGCUGGGAUUCCAAGGAUUUGCCAAGGGAAUCGAAGUUGCGAUUGUUGAAAAGUCACUCGAAAGCAGGAUCGAUGGACCCCAAUGACCCCGAAAUUGUUGAUGUCGACCUGGAACCAAGCGAAGAGAUUCUGGAAGACGAGGGUGAGCAUGAUUCAGGAAAUGAGGCAGAAACCAAAUUUGUACCAAUUUUCAUUCAUUUGGGUGAGAGGUUUAUACAGGAAGUUGGUAAUUCAAUUUCAUAUGUUGAUGGUGAAUGUGAUGACUGGAUUAUUAAUAGGGAUAAGUUGACACUGUUUGAACUUUAUACUAAGAUUGGUAUUGCUGGAUAUGAUGCUGAUAUGGUCGACCAAAUAUGGUAUUUAGAACCAAGAAAAACAAUUACAGAUGGUUUGAAACCUAUUAGGAAUGAUCAUGACAUUAGGGAUGUUUUGGGGGUGUUGAAGGUGGAGAAAAAGGUACAUAUUUAUGUGUCUCAUGUCCCGGAUUUUGCUGAAAUUAUACCUAUCUUACCAUUACUAGCCCCGAGUGAUAAGAUUACGGUUGCCGACAAUCCUGUUGAGGUUGAGGGGAGAGUAGAAAAUGAUCAUGUUGAUGUGGAAGGCAGAGUUGAGGAUGCUGGUCGUGCGGUUGAGGUUGAAGGCAGAGUUGAGGAUGCUGGUCAUGCGGUUGAGCCUGGACAUAGAAGUGAAAGAAUUUUGUCAUUUGGAUAUGCUCAAAAGAGGGCUACGGGAGUUGGAGAUAAAGGAAUCCCCGCUAUAACUCUAACGCCUGCACCAACAGCACCUGCACCAACAGCACCUGCACCAAUAGUACCUACAGUACCUGCACCAAUAGCACCUACAGUACCUGCACCAAUAGCACCUACAGUACCUGCACCAAUGGCACCUCCAUCUAUAACAGCAACAACUCCCUCAGGAAGCAGUAGGCGCAGUAGGCAAUUUGUUACUGCCACUAACUUGCAAGCACAAUUAUGGGAAAAAAGAAGGCAGAAGGAAGGGCAGAAGGAAGAAGAAGCACUUGGUCGUUGGGCAGAGUUAUUGACUAAAAUUCACACAGAUAAACAGUCAAACAUUUAGACUGUGAAGUUUUUUUUAUUUGAAUAGCUAGACUGUGAAGUUAUUAUGUGUUGUUUGCAUGGAUGCUUCUUUUUUGGACAGAUUACGGUGUGUAUUGUCUGGAUGAUUGUUUUUGGACAGCCACCCCUGUUGAGUCUAAAGCUUUUUGUUGUGUGUUUAGGGUGUGCUUCUGUUUUGGACAGAUUAAGGUGUGCUUCUGUUUUGGACAGAUUAGGGUGUGUAGUACAUAGAGUGAUAUUGCAUGGACACUUGUUUUUGGACAGAUAUGGGAGUUUAGGUUGCUUGUUGUAUUUGGCAGGGAAUCUGCUAUAAUGUGCUUUUAUUUUGGAUUUGAAUAACAUAUAUUUUGUAUUUUACUGUAUAUGCAUUGUAAUUUUGGUAUUGGGAUUAAUGAAAUGCAUAUAUUGACUUUUGUGAAUUGCUUUAGGUAAAUGACCAAUUGCCAAAUUUGCCUAUCUUUGGAUACCAGAAUGCUUUUGUGCAGAAAUUGGUAUAAAAAUGCAAUUGAAAC
This is a messenger RNA of Rubroshorea leprosula, 1776 nucleotides long. The record is from the annotation of a GenBank genome assembly. NCBI's taxonomy places the organism in Eukaryota, Viridiplantae, Streptophyta, Magnoliopsida, Malvales, Dipterocarpaceae.